Syngnathoides biaculeatus (alligator pipefish) is the source of this 6237-nucleotide messenger RNA. Its product is annotated as zinc finger protein 658-like. Lineage: Eukaryota; Metazoa; Chordata; Actinopteri; Syngnathiformes; Syngnathidae. Gene Ontology annotation, biological process: regulation of transcription by RNA polymerase II. The record is from RefSeq and is a predicted model, not a curated record. The transcript is spliced from 6 exons. Gene Ontology annotation, molecular function: DNA-binding transcription factor activity; RNA polymerase II cis-regulatory region sequence-specific DNA binding. Bases 731 to 4375 code for a protein of 1214 amino acids.
UCACCCACCUCUCCUACAAAAAGGGCAGAGGUCGGCUGCAACCAGUUCAGGAUGCAACCCCCCUCCUGGCCGUUGACACCUGGGCUAGGCUCCAAAAACUUCCGCCACCCUUGUGAGGAUAAGCGGCUGAGAAAAUGGACGGAUGAGCAGAGGUCGGGAGGAAGGAUGUAUUAUUUUGUAUCUGGCACCACCGAAGAAGAAAUGAAAGAGGAGGAGGAAUCAGAAAAGACUUCGCGUUGAUGCUAUCGAUAUUUUGGAUCGAUAGAUCGAUUAGUGCCUGCCAAUAUGCGUAAAUGACUUGAGUGCAUGUAUCAAAAGCUAAAACGUUAAAAAAAAAUCUGUUCCAAAUUUACAUAAUCGUAACAUCAGCGUGAUUUAUUUUCGAAUGUGCAAAAUGUUAAAUAAAGUUAUUGGGGGGGGUGCUAGACGGACGAGGAUUGUAGGAGGAGGCUCGGUCGCGCUUGAGCAAAUCUUGCUGAAUUUGGACCGAAUGUUGUGAAUCCUUGACGCGUAACGCCCACCCUGAUCAGGACUUCAGUGGACUAAAACAUCACGUGGUGUGUUCGUGUCAGUUUGGAGUCCUUCCGCGCAACUUGAAGCUUCUCGACCUAGCUUAGCUGAUUUUAGCCUAGCUUGGUCACAAAGAGACGUCUGUGAUCAACACUUCUCUAAGCGGAGAUCAAGCUUGAGGAUCUUCUCACGUUGGAUUCGAACUUGCGAUCGUUGGAAAAUGUGCGCAAGAAGAUUAGCGGAGGACGAACAUUGGGCACAAAAAGACAUAAAUGAGCUCCAAAGUCAACGACUGGACGCUAUUGGCGAGCUGCAGGUUCAAGCUAUGCAACUCGGAGCAGAUGUCAGCAAAGAUUUUCGUCCUCAUUGGCUGAAGCCGGAGUCCCUGAACAUGAAAGAGGAAGCGGAGGACAAAGAAGUGUGUCACAUGAAAGAGGAAGAAGACUUGAAGCCCCACCACAUCAAAGAGGAGGAGGAAGCCUUCCUUCGCGUUAAACAGGAAGAGGAGGAGGAAGUCAUUCGGGUUCCUUUGACUGGUGUCUCUUUGAAGAGUGAAGAUGAAGGUCAAAGUGAGGAGAGCAGGGGGGCGGAGCCUCCAAGCAGGAGCUCAAGUCAACAGAUGACAACAAACGGCGAUGGAGACCACCGUGGAGGAUCACAACCCGACGGACUCUUCGCUCCGCUAUCAGAUAGCGACGACAUGACGUCGCACUCUCCUCACACCGACGAUGAUGAUAAACAGUCUGACGGUGAUAAGACGUGCAACACCGACAACAAACGAUGGAAAUGUUCACAAUGCGGGAAAACGUUUCCUUAUAAGGGCAAGUUGAAGCAGCACAUUAGGACACACACGGGAGAGAAACCGUUUGCCUGCCUGGAUUGUGGCCAACGAUUCUCCCAGAAGGUCAGUUUGAGUCGUCACGCAAGAACGCACACCGGAGAGAAACCUUUCGCCUGCUCGGUUUGCGGACAGAAAUUCUCGAAUAAGGGAAACGUGACAAGACACGCGAGAACCCACACGGUCGCAAAAUGCUUUACCUGCUCAAUUUGCGGGCUAAGUUUCACCAAGAAGGACAACCUGACGAGUCACGCGAGGACCCACAGCGGCGAGAAACCUUUCGCCUGCUCGGUUUGCGGUCAACGAUUCUCUUUGAAGGGAACCUUGAAAAAACACGCAAGAACGCACACAGGCGAGAAACCGUUUUCCUGCUCGGUUUGCGGCCAAAGAUUCUCGCAAAAGGAAACAUUAAAACACCACGCACGAACACACACUGGGGAGAAACCAUUUUUCUGCCUCGUUUGUGGCAAAAGAUUUUUCGCGAAGGGAGACUUGAAACGGCACGCGAGAACGCACACGGGUGAGAAACCGUUUCCCUGCGCGGAUUGCGGACAAAGAUUCUCUCAGAAGGGAACCUUAAAAAAUCACAUGAGAACGCACACUGGUGAGAAGCCGUUUACGUGCUCAGUUUGUGGUCAGAGCUUCUCCCGGCACAACUACGUGAAGAAACACAAGUGCGCUGGGAAGAAUAGCGGCGGCGAUCAAUUGAACUUUAACCUCUCACCCGAACGGGCUUCUUCACUUCCCGCCGCAAGAAUGAUAAGCGUAAAGUGUCGUGAUCGUCAUGUGAAAAUGUGUGCGAGAAGGACAGCAGAGUAUGAGGAGGAACUUUGUGGACCACAAGAUCCACAACGUCAACUAAUGGAUGCUGUUUUCAGUCUGCAGCCUCGAACUGCGCUCCGCACAGCAGACAUCAAUAAAGAUCUUCGUCCUGAGCGGCUUCAGCCAGAGUCUCGUCGCAUUAAAGAGGAAGUGGAGAAUGAAGCGCACGUCCGCAUCAAAGAGGAGGCGGAGGAAUUGGAGCCAACGUCCAUGAAAAAAGAGAAGGAAAAAGCGCAGCCCUACUUCGACGAGGAAGAGGCGGAUAUCACCGAGUUUCCAUCAACUGGUGUCCAUUUGAAGAGUGAAGAUGAAUUUGAGGCUGAGGAGAGCAGAAGCAACUCAAGUCAACACAUGACUACAGAAGGUGAUGCAGACCACUGUGGAGGAUCACAGUCAGAACGCCACUUAGAUCCACAAUUAGACAUGACAUCUCACUCGCCUCGUGCUGACGAUGAUGAUGAUGAUGAUGAAGAUCAACAGUCUGAAGGUGGUAUGUCAUGUCACACUGAUGACAAACGAUGGAAAUGUUCCCAGUGUGGGAAAACCUUUGCUUUUAAGAGCAGUUUGAAACAGCACACGAGAACACACACUGGAGAAAAAGCUUUUGCCUGUUCAGAUUGUGGUAAAAGAUUCUCUUAUAAAGGAGACUUGACCAGGCACACAAGAACACACACUGGAGAGAAACCUUUUGCCUGUUCAGUUUGCGGUCAAAGGUUCUCCGAGAAUGGGAAAUUAACAGUGCACGCAAGAAGGCACACUGGAGAGAAACCGUUUGCUUGCUUAAUUUGCGGUCAAAGGUUCACUGCAAAGGGAAAAUUGACAAUACACGCAAGGACCCACACUGGAGAUAAACCUUUUUCCUGCUCAGAAUGUGGUCAAAGAUUCACUCAGAAAGGAACCUUAAAGAUACACAUGAGAAUGCACACUGGAGAAAAACUUUAUUCCUGCUCAGUUUGUGGUCAAAGGUUCACUCAGAAGGGAGCCUUAAAAAUACACACGAGAACGCACACCGGAGAGAAACCGUUUUCCUGCUCAGGGUGCGGUCAAAGAUUCUCUCGGAAGGAUCGCCUCAAGACACACAAGUGUGCUGAUGUCGGGGAAAAUCUCGUUCUAGAGCUGCAGCAGUCAGAGUCGCCCAGCAUUAAAGAGGAAGAGGAGGGUGAAGAGGUUCAACAAAUCAAAGAGGAGGAGGAAGAGUUUGUCCACAUUAAAGAGGAAGAGGAGGAUGAAAUCAUAAAGGUUUUUUUGACGGAGGACCCUUUGAAGAGUGAAUAUGAAGAUCAAAGUGAGCAAAAUCAAAGGGCGGAGCCUCCCAGCGGCAGCUCAAGUCAACGCAGCAACACAGAAGGUGAUGGAGACCACGGUGGUGGAUCAAAACCAGACAGCCUCUUAGCGCCACUAUCAGAUGGUGAUGAGACGUCACACUCUUCAGACUACGAUGCAAAUAAAGAACAGUCGGGACGUAACAUGACAUGUCCCACUGACAGCAAAUGCUGGCAAUGUUCCAAGUGUAGGAAAAGUUUUACUUCUAAGAGCAAUUUGAAACAGCACAUAAAAUUACAUACCGGAGAGAAACCUUUUGCAUGUCCCGACUGUGGUAAAAGAUUCAUUGUAAAGGGUAAGUUAAUAUCACACUCAAGAACCCACACUGGAGAGAAACCUUUUGUCUGCUCUCUCUGUGGUCAAAAAUUCUCUCAAAAGGGAACUUUAAAAAGUCACAUAAGAACACACACUGGGGAGAAACCUUUUUCCUGCUCAAUUUGCGGUCAAAGAUUCACUGAAAAGGGACACUUGAAAAGUCAUACAAGAACCCACACUGGGGAAAAACCUUUUUCCUGUUUAGUUUGUGGUCAAAGAUUCUCUGAAAACGGAACCUUAAAACGCCACAGAAGAACCCACACCGGAGAAAAACCUUUUGCCUGUUCAGUUUGUGACCAAAGAUUCUCUGAAAAGGGAACCUUAAAACGCCACACAAGAACCCACACUGGGGAGAAACCUUUCUCUUGCUUAGUUUGUGGUAAAGGAUUCUCUCAGAAGGGAAACUUUAAAAAUCACACAAGAACACACACCAGAAAGAAACCUUUUGUUUGCUCAGUUUGCGGCCUCACAUUGUCUCAUAAGUAUCAGGCUAAAAAUCACAAGUGUGUUGAUGAGAAUAGCAGCGGGCAACGAAGGUUUUGCCUCGCAUCUGAGGAGAUUUCGUAGUUUCACCCAACAAGGAUGAUUGUAUUCUAUGUAACUUCUUGUAGGCCUCCAGUGGGAAAGUGUUGGAAAUUAGCACCCACGCGAAAACACUUGUAGCGAAACAUUUGCUUUGUGUGUUUUUGUGAUGUCCAUUUCAAAUAAGGGCAUAAUUGACCCCUCCGUACAGGGCACUUAACCACGCCUCCUGAAGUGACGUCACGCCACGUGCGCUGACGUAAGACAAACAAUUCGUAAAAAAUGGCAAAUACAAUACAAUACAAAUACAUUGUUAGACGUGCAGACGCCAUGCUUCUGAUUUCAUUCAAAUCAACGAUAUAGAUUCUAAAUACAAUACAUUCUUAACUGAGAGAGACGCCAUCCUUCUGAUUUCAUUCAAUCAUUCACACGUAGCAAUGUUAUGCUAGCGAUGAACGUCUCAUUCAUUUAUACGAGACGUGUAUUAAAAAUCAAAUAUUGGGCAUAUCUUCGUGCAAACACAGUGUGGUUAAAUUUCUGGCCGCAAGCCAGCAAAAAAGCGACACGUUUGUGCAGUCCGAUCAUAGCUAAAUAUCGCUCAACAAAGAAUAAGUGUGUCAAUCGUUCACACGCAGCAGUGUUAUGCUAGCGAAGAACUUCAAAUUCAUUUAUACGAGACGUAUUGAAAAUCAAAUAUAGGGCAUCCCUUCGUGCAAACAUAUCUGUUCCGGUUGAUAUUAGAUGGAUUUAGUUGAUGAUGCGGUCUUCCACAAAGUUUGAUCCAUCGAAGGCAUUUUUCGUACUGGGUCUUCGGUUUUGGAAAGGGUACGAAUCGAACUCCACCAACUCGCCUUUCAGGAUACCUGUCGUCACUAUUACAAAGUCCGUGACUACACGUCUUAACCAUAUUUUUUGUUAAAUAACCCAAAUACGCGAUAAAACGCUAACUAAACCUAUACUGGACCAUUCAAUGUUGUCUGAGAAAAUGGCGGGAGCAAAAACGGGCUUUGGUUUAUGCAGAUCUCUGGCCUCUGAUUGGUCAGUGACGCCGAUUGCGCAAUAUCCACGGAGGGGUCAAUUGAGCCGAAAAGAAAAACUCUUUGGGGUGAAACGACCAGAUGAUUAUGUGAUCAGGAAUUACUGUAAAUGGAAAUACUUUUUGUAAUGUACACUAUUGGUCUGAAACCGCACAGCAGUAUGGAUUUCAGGUCAAAGGUUGAAGGUUUUGGAAGUGAAUGUCAUACAGUGUUAAAGAAAACCUUGAACAUUUUGUGUUCCAAAACAUAAACAACAGUUGACAAAAAGCAUUACCUUUGAUUUCUGACUCCAAAACUUGUUCAUAAAUUUCAUGUGUAAAUAUGAUGAGCCGAUUAAAACCUCUCAGAGGGCCGUGAUGACUGAAACCAUAAAAUUCUUUCAUCGCCUCAUCAUUUUUAAACCUGAACUUUAUGAACUAGUUUUGGAAAUAGAAAUCAAGGACGAAUGGGUUGUUCAACUAUUGCUGAUGUUUGGUGAUCCAAAAUCGCAUGCCAUGUCUCAAAUAUUUGUAUUUAUUAUAUGACAAUUUGACAUUUUUGCCCAGAUUUUAAUAAGAAUCAUGGACGUUAACACAUGAUUUGCCUUGGCGAGCCACAUAAAAUCAAGUGGCGGGCCGGAUCUGCCCCCGGGCCUUGAGUUUGAAACCUGUGCAGUAGACAGAUGGGUACAUAGUUAUACCCUAUUGUUAUGUUAUUAUUAUAAUGCUAUAUGAUGAUGUAAAUUAAAAUAAAGGAUCUUUUUUUCAGCCCACGUUAUUAACAUCUUGGUAACCAGUUUAUUAGGUCACGAUUUUAUCAUUUUUAAGAUUUAUGUGUAUGAACGUCUGUGUCCUCAAAUAAAAUUUGAUUGCGUGAUAUUGAUCUUUUUCA